GCAGAUCGUGUAGUGUGUAUCUUUACCAUACAUUAUUCUCUCAAGAUUUUGAUCCUGGAACAGUGGUAGCAUUCCCGAAAAUUGCGCCCUCCGAUAUUGUUCGCUUGAACUUAUUAAAACGGCGAGGCAGGGCAAAAUUAUUUCUCCUAGUUCGUCUUCCGUAACUCUCUUGGGCUUCAAUCGCGCGCAUCUGAUUCGGAAUCCUCAGAACCAAUGCUCAAGAUGCCACUGUUCGGCAAGUCACCGAAAAGUCCGUCUGAAGUCGUCAAGGCUCUCAAAGAGGCAUUGCACACUCUGGAGAAAGGCGACAAGAAAGUCGAGAAGGCCCAAGAGGACAUAUCGAAAAAUCUAACCCUGAUGAAGAACAUGCUGUACGGCACUGGAGAGGCUGAGCCGCAGAAUGAAAUCGUUGUAGCGCAGCUAGCGCAGGAAUUAUAUAAUUCUAAUUUGCUUCUCCUGCUGAUACAGAAUUUGAACAAGAUUGAGUUCGAGAGCAAGAAAGACGUAGCCCAAAUUUUCAACAACGUUCUGAGGCGACAAAUCGGCACCAGAACUCCCACUGUUGAGUAUAUAAUGGCGCAUCCCGAUAUACUCUUCACGUUGAUGAGAGGCUACGAGCAUCAAGAAAUUGCUCUGAAUUGUGGCACCAUGUUGAGAGAAUGCUGCCGGUAUGAAACCCUUGCCAAGAUAAUGCUUUACUCCGAAAACUUCUACAACUUUUUCAAAUAUGUGGAAGUUUCCACGUUCGAUAUUGCGUCCGAUGCCUUCUCAACGUUUAAGGAGUUACUAACAAGGCACAAGUUGCUCUGUGCAGACUUCCUGGAGCAGAACUACGAUCGCGUUUUCGCGGAGUAUCAAGGGUUGUUGAAUUCAGAGAAUUACGUCACACGCCGCCAAAGCCUUAAGCUCCUGGGAGAGCUUCUCCUCGACCGUCACAACUUUUCAGUUAUGACUCGGUACAUCUCCAGCCCGGACAAUCUGAAGCUCAUGAUGAACAUGCUGAAAGAGAAGAGUCGGAAUAUACAAUUCGAGGCCUUCCAUGUUUUCAAGGUAUUCGUGGCAAAUCCGAACAAACCAAAGCCGAUCCUGGACAUCCUCCUUCGGAACCAAGAUAAGCUCGUAGACUUCCUCACCAAGUUCCACACCGACCGAAGUGAGGACGAACAGUUCAACGACGAGAAGGCUUAUUUGAUCAAGCAAAUCAAGGAGCUCAAGCUGGCGCCUACCGAUUCAUCACCUCAACACCCUGGUUCAUCUCCCGCUGUUGCCCACUAA
Messenger RNA from Notodromas monacha, 1275 nucleotides. NCBI's taxonomy places the organism in Eukaryota, Metazoa, Arthropoda, Ostracoda, Podocopida, Cyprididae. The record is from the annotation of a GenBank genome assembly.